AUGCCUCUCUGUAGGCUGGUACUUAUUUCUUUCUUUUACUUUACUCUUAUUUUUUGUUUCUCUUCUUUGCUUUCUUUUCUUACUCCUUUCUUUCUUUUCUCUAUUUUUUUGUUAAUCUUCUUUACACUUUCUUUUAUCUGCUUUAUUUGCUUAUGCUUCUUUAAUCUUUCUAUUCUCUGCUUUCUUUUCUUACUCUUCUUUCUUCUACCAUUCUCUUUCACUUCUUUUCUUUCUUUUUCUCUUUUCUUUUUUUCCCUUCCACUUUUCUUCUUUCUUUUUUGCUCUUCUCUUUUCACUGCUUUCUUACUCUUUUUUCCUUUUCUCUUCUUUACUUCUUUUAUUAUUCUACUUUUCUCUUCUCUUACAUGUCUCUGCCCAGCAGCUGAAGGGACCCAGCAGCAGCAUUUGUUCAAACAGUCCUUUUCAGGGCUAACUUCUGAAAGUCAUUCGAUCACCACUCUUCGAGGCUCCACUCACUUCACUCUCUGCUACUGCCUUCCCUCUGAGACGCCAGAUCACUCCUGCAGCUCCCAGCACUCCUGCAGCUUCCAGCUUGCUCCUACAGCUUCCAGCUCACCCCUGCAGCUUCCAGCAAUCCCCGGCUCACUCCUGCAGCGCUUCACUGACGUCCAGCGACUAGUUCCAACCUCCGGAUACCGUUUCCGAACAAACGACCUCUGUCGUCUGUCUAUCCACCGCUCGCAAAUAAAGACACGAUUUCUAUCGUCUACAACGGACCAUCUGCAAGGGAUCGAAUUUAGGAUUUUAAAAAAGAAAAUUAUAAUAAAAAGAUUUUUGUUCCUUGACAAGAAGAUCAUGUAUUCUGCUGACACCCAGCAGCUUUUACGACAAAAUUUACUUCAAAUAGCCAAAGGAGAUGUCAUCCCUCAGCUGUUGCCUGUCCUUGGGGUUGGCAGCUCUCCCCGGGGUAUCCGAACCACUCCUCGCAUAUGUCCAGGUUCACCACCAUGUUCUCCAGUCAGUGGCAGAGUGGCAAGUCCCAGAAGCCCUCGACGUACAUACUCAAAUAAGUCUGUUAGCAUCAGUACAACCAGUCUGGUGAGUACAUUUUUAUUGUUGUCAAAGUAUGUUAUACCCUCUUGA
Messenger RNA from Acanthosepion pharaonis, 1104 nucleotides. NCBI's taxonomy places the organism in Eukaryota, Metazoa, Mollusca, Cephalopoda, Sepiida, Sepiidae. The record is from the annotation of a GenBank genome assembly.